Hemiscyllium ocellatum (epaulette shark) is the source of this 4689-nucleotide messenger RNA. It is a transcript of the gene magi2a, whose product is annotated as membrane associated guanylate kinase, WW and PDZ domain containing 2a. The record is from RefSeq and is a predicted model, not a curated record. Bases 3 to 3986 code for a protein of 1327 amino acids. Gene Ontology annotation, molecular function: beta-1 adrenergic receptor binding; signaling receptor complex adaptor activity; type II activin receptor binding. Gene Ontology annotation, cellular component: dendrite; cytoplasm. The transcript is spliced from 20 exons. Gene Ontology annotation, biological process: signal transduction; receptor clustering. NCBI's taxonomy places the organism in Eukaryota, Metazoa, Chordata, Chondrichthyes, Orectolobiformes, Hemiscylliidae.
UUAUGGAACUUGAGAAAAGUGGUUCACUCUUAGAAAGUGGGACUUACGAAGACAAUUACUAUGGCACUCCAAAACCUCCAGCAGAACCAACGCCACUUCUGCUAAAUGUAACAGAUCAAAUUCUGCCUGGUGCUAGACCUAGUGCUGAGGGAAAAAGGAAAAGAAAUAAAUCAGUAAGUAACAUGGAAAAAGCUGGAAUUUCCCCUCCUGAAGAAGAGGAAGAAGAAGAAGAGAGACCUGUUAUCAAUGGAAAUGGAAUCAUAGUACCAUCAGAAUCUGGUGAACAUGAAGACAAAAGCACUGAUGCCUCAGACGAGAUUUUUUCACAUCCUUGUGCUGCACCAGUCUAUGGCCUUACAAAGGGAAUGAAAGAAGAUUCUGUUUCAGAAAAACAGACAAGAGUCGAAGAUAGUGAUGAGUUGGGCCCAUUGCCUGAGAACUGGGAGAUGGCAUACACAGAAAAGGGCGAAGUCUACUUUAUCGACCAUAACACCAAGACAACAUCUUGGCUUGAUCCACGAUUAGGUAAAAAGGCAAAACUUCCAGAAGAAUGUAAAGAUGAUGGAGACAAGCUGCAAUCUGGAAACACAGGACAGAAGUUAGAACUUCCAUAUGGUUGGGAGAAAAUAAAUGAUCCAGUCUAUGGCACCUAUUAUGUUGAUCACAUAAAUCGAAAAACCCAGUUUGAAAAUCCUGUUCUUGAAGCAAAGAAGAAGUUGCAGCAGCAACGUCCAUUGCAGCAGGAUCUAGUGCUCUACCCUAUGCCAGCAGCUGGUUUCCGAGAAAAGCCACUCUUCACUCGAGAUGUUUCACAGCUGAAAGGAACAUUUCUUACAACGUCACUGAAGAAGAGCAGCAUGGGGUUUGGAUUCACCAUUAUUGGUGGUGAUGAGCCUGAUGAAUUUCUGCAAGUAAAGAGUGUGAUACCAGAAGGACCAGCAGCAGUAGAUGGCAAAAUGGAAAUGGGUGAUGUGAUUGUCUAUAUAAAUGAUAUCUGUGUCCUAGGAUAUACUCAUGCUGAAGUAGUUAAAAUUUUCCAGUCUAUCCCAAUUGGCCAAUGUGUCAAUCUUGUAUUAUGCCGUGGGUACCUUUUACCCUUUGAUCCUGAUGACCCAAACAACAGCAUGAUGCCUCCUUUAACAUUAGUGAACCGGCAACCAAUACAAAUAAAUGGGAGAAGUAAUUAUGACACUUAUGUGGAGUUUGGUUCCAGGACCUCUCGCUCAGCACCAGACAUCUCUGACCAACAUUUACAUUCCUUUAAUCCAAUACUCACUGAUGACCAGGUGAAUGGAACAUUAUCAACAGUUCAGGAGGAUAGUGUCUCUAUGGCCUCUUCAGGAGCCACUCAGUGUGAAUUCAAGAAAAUUGCAAUUGUGAAAGGAGCGCAAGGCUUUGGCUUUACCAUUGCAGAUAGUCCCAAAGGGCAACGAGUGAAACAAAUCCUAGAUAUUCAAGGCUGUGGUGGCCUGAACGAAGGUGACCUAAUUAUGGAGAUUAAUCAGCAAAAUGUGCAGACUCUCAGUCAUACCCAAGUAGUGGAGAUUUUAAAGGACUGCUCCGUUGGAACAGAGAUCAAUUUGGUCAUCCAGAGGAGUGGUUUUUUCUCACCUUGGAAGAGUUCAAAACAAAUGUUAGAUAGAUGGGAAAAUCAGGGCAGCCCUCAGGCAAACUUCUCAGCCCAGCACCAGCCCCAUAGUCUUCCUUUUCCACCUCAUAUCCAAGGGGCAUCGCUUCCUGACUCUUCAGAUGGAUUUGAUCAAAGGAAGCCUGAUCCAUAUGAGGUUUAUGAGAAAUCAAGAGCCAUCUAUGAGAGUAGACGUCCAGACUACCGAGAGAUAGAUGUUUAUUUACGCAGACAAGAGUCUGGGUUUGGCUUUAGAAUCCUGGGUGGAGAUGAGCCUGGUCAACCAAUUCUUAUUGGAGCAAUCAUUACAAUGGGUGCUGCAGACACGGAUGGUCGUCUUCGCCCAGGGGAUGAAUUAGUUUACGUGGAUGGAAUAUUAGUUACUGGAAAAACUCAUCGUUAUGUGAUAGAUCUGAUGCAUAAUGCAGCACGAAAUGGCCAUGUCAGUCUGACUGUACGGAGGAAGAUUUUGUGUAUAGGUGGGCCAACCUCUGAGAAUGGACGAAGUCCAGGAUCUGUAUCUACACAACACAGUUCUCCCAGAAGUGAUUUUGCUGUUUGCCCAAAUAACACACAAGCACCUCCCAGUGGUUCCUCACCUGCAGAGAGUUUGGUCAGUCAUGGUGUACAGGCCAAUGACAUUAUUAUAUAUCGUAAAGAAAGUGAAGGCUUUGGCUUUGUGAUCAUUAGUUCAUUAAAUAGACCAGAAACAUGUGCAUCAAUGGUGCCUCACAAAAUUGGACGGAUUAUUGAGGGGAGCCCAGCAGAUCGUUGUGGAAAACUCAAGGUUGGCGACCGCAUCCUAGCAGUGAAUGGGCAGUCCAUCAUUAACAUGCCUCAUGCAGAAAUUGUGAAGCUAAUCAAGGAUGCAGGCCUUAGUGUGACUCUGCGCAUUGUUCCUCAAGAGGACAUGAGUAGUCCUGCUUCAGCACCAGGCUCAGAUAAGCAAAGUCCUCUGGCACAGCAGCACAGUCCAAUGGCACAAAAGAGUCCUACACCACAGCAAAGUCCUAUAGCACAACAUAGCCCUGCUGCACAACCACCUCCUCUUCAGCCACAUGGACAUAAUGGCAGUUACAGGUCAGAAGUGAAAGCAAGACAGGAUGUCAAACCAGACAUUAGGCAACCACCAUUUUCAGAGUACAGACAAGCUCCGACAUCAGAUUAUCGACAGCCACCAUCUCUAGACUACAGACAGCAGCCUCUCAUAGAUUACAGGCAGGCACCUUCUGACAAUAGGCAGUAUGGAGUAUCUGAUUACAGACAGCCACAGGAUUUUGAUUAUUUUACGGUUGAUCUGGAGAAAGGUACCAAAGGAUUUGGAUUUAGUAUUCGUGGAGGACGAGAGUACAAAAUGGAUCUCUAUGUGCUGCGUUUAGCAGAAGAUGGCCCAGCAAUCAGAAAUGGGAGAAUGAGAGUUGGGGAUCAUAUCAUUGAAAUCAAUGGAGAGAACACAAGAGAAAUGACUCAUGCCAGAGCAAUCGACCUGAUCAAAUCUGGAGGGAAAAGAGUACGUCUCCUUCUUAAACGUGGGACAGGUCAAGUGCCCGAGUAUGACAACCACAGCCGGAAUGCUUCCUCUGCAGGCUCCCCAGGCCUGUCGGAAAUUACCAUAAUUCCUGAUGAUCUGAUACCACCACCAUCAUCAUCGCAUUCUGCCCCAACCUAUGAUUCCAUUCACCAGCUAGCCCCAGGGACAUUAUGGGACAUCAAGAAAGAAAAUGAUAUCGUGAGAAGGGAGCACUCCUCAAAUCACUAUGGAAGGAGCAGAAGAGACAGAUCAGAGAGCCCAGGAAAAGUGGAAAAGUUGAAGCAGCAUCGAAACUCGAAGAAGAAUCUUUCAAGGCUCUCUAAGGAAAAUAGUAAAAAAACAUAUGGUGGCAGGACCACCUCUGAAAACAGGACAACUGGGAGGAAAUAUUUUACGGACACUAAAAUAGGGGAGGGCAAGUUUUAUGAAUCAAACAAUGAGAAACAUAAACGUGGUAGAUCCAUGUCUCCAGCUUCCCGAAGGGGAAGGUCUCCUGGAAUAAAAAUGGAUCAUAAAGUUGCCGAUAUCACUGAGAGAAAAUUGUUAAAAACACAGAAACACAGGAUGAAAUCAGCAGAUUUUGGCUUACGAAGUGAUACUGGUGAUGUUGAUAACUUCCAUGAAAAUGCCUUAGAACAGGUCAUCAAGGACCUUAAACGAGAUCUCAGUAAGAUCUCCGGUGAGGAGCAUACACGUUCAAAUCUUGCUAUUCAAAGUAAUAAUACUAUAACCCGAAAAUCAACUGUUUCACCUGGGCCAUGGAAAAUUCCUGGUUCUGAUAAGUAUCCCAGUACAAUGAAAUCUGGUGCUGCCACCAUGGACAAAUGAAAUAAUAAUAUAUUAUUCUCCCAAUUGUCAGAUAGAUGCAGGACAUUCAGCAUUUCCCCUUAUCACAUUAUUUAUCUAACUUAAUUUGAACAGUUACUCAGCCUUAUAAACUGGAAGCAUUUGCAUUAACAAUAUAGUAAGAAUAAUAUUCAAUGGGGCAAUGAUAAGUUUGGUCAUAAAAGACUUUAAAGAAAGCAACCAGCAGUAUUUUAAACCUUCUGUAAACUGAUGUUUACCACUAUGCUAUGGGGACAGUGAAAACAUCCGUGAGCCAAACCAAUGAACUGUACGGAGCAGUGCAGUAUGAUUAUGUUGGUAACAACAUCAGAGAACAAGAAUAAUAUUGGUGCUUCUGUUGAAAACAAUGUUUAAAGUAUGAAGGAUUUACUUCAUCUGUAUGCUGCGGUCAUAUCUGUUGUAUCAGUAAUCUUUGUACCAGUGGGAACAUCAGUUGUUAGAGUUUGGCCUUAAGUAAAACUGCACUGAAGAGUAAGGCACCGAAAAAUUGGAAGUCUAUGUAAAGCUGAAUUUUUUGUAAAUAUUCACUUAAUAGGACAAAGGCCUAGCCCAGGGGUUAAAGUUGUUUUCUACAAUACUGGAGCCUCAUCAAUAGGAAUAACACAAGUGAACAUAUUUAAUUUAAAUUUCAUCUUGUAUCAAAGCAACCCAAUUUUUAGGUCCACAUCAGUGAACCAAGCACAAU